This is a messenger RNA of Eupeodes corollae, 3207 nucleotides long. It is a transcript of the gene Stt3B, whose product is annotated as dolichyl-diphosphooligosaccharide--protein glycosyltransferase subunit STT3B. Gene Ontology annotation, biological process: post-translational protein modification. Gene Ontology annotation, molecular function: dolichyl-diphosphooligosaccharide-protein glycotransferase activity. The transcript has 5 exons. The coding region runs from base 217 to 2526 and encodes 769 amino acids. The record is from RefSeq and is a predicted model, not a curated record. Gene Ontology annotation, cellular component: membrane. Lineage: Eukaryota; Metazoa; Arthropoda; Insecta; Diptera; Syrphidae.
GUUGGGCGACGUGUCAUUCUUCUUUCGGUCGGUGGUGUUGUAAAAAGUCAAAUUGAAAUUUUUUCUUGCCGAAGAAAAAUUCUCAAAAAGUGUGGAGAAAACACCCUAAAGGACGAACGAAUGUUCUCUAACAGCAACCCAAGUGUUUAACAAACUACCUUCUUUCCUCGAUUGAAUCAAAAUUUAGCAUUUGGAAAAAAUUUAUCACAAGAAAAAAUGAAUCGCCCAGCGAAGCUGCUCAAUCGCAAAGCAGCUGGCUAUAGUAGUCUUAUCACAUUUGCAGUACUCCUAAUAGCUUGGUUGGCUGGCUUUGCAUCUCGUUUGUUUGCUGUGAUUCGUUUCGAGAGCAUCAUCCAUGAGUUCGAUCCGUGGUUCAAUUACCGCGCCACCGCAUUUAUGGUCGAACAUGGUUACUAUAAGUUUCUUAAUUGGUUCGAUGAGCGCGCCUGGUAUCCACUUGGUCGGAUUGUCGGGGGCACUGUGUAUCCUGGAUUGAUGAUAACGUCGGGAGGUAUUCAUUACAUUCUGCAUGCAUUGAAUAUCCCGGUUCAUAUUAGGGAUAUCUGUGUGUUUUUGGCUCCCGUAUUCAGUGGCCUUACAUCGAUUUCCACCUAUUUGCUGACCAAGGAACUCUGGUCUCCCGGUGCAGGACUUUUCGCUGCCAGUUUUAUUGCUAUCGUGCCCGGUUACAUCAGUCGGUCGGUAGCGGGAUCCUACGAUAACGAGGGAAUAGCAAUUUUCGCCCUUCAAUUCACGUACUAUCUGUGGGUGAAGUCGGUGAAAACGGGCUCAGUAUUCUGGUCAUCGAUGGCGGCUCUAUCGUACUUCUACAUGGUAUCGGCUUGGGGUGGUUACGUUUUUAUUAUCAACUUGAUUCCCCUGCACGUGUUCGUGUUGCUUCUUAUGGGAAGAUACUCGCCAAGACUGCUCACCAGUUACACCACGUUCUACAUUCUGGGGCUCUUGUUCUCAAUGCAGAUUCCAUUCGUUGGCUUCCAACCGAUUCGAACCAGCGAACACAUGGCCGCAAUGGGAGUAUUCGUGCUCCUCCUGGCAGUGGGUGUCCUCAAGCACCUGCAGACGAUCCUGUCAAAGACUGAGUUCAAGCGGCUCUUCAUUGUUGGCGCUCUUGUAGCUGCUGCUGUGGUAUUCCUCGCAGUCGUUGCUCUCACCAUGAUGGGUGUUGUGGCUCCAUGGAGUGGAAGAUUCUACUCGCUUUGGGACACUGGCUACGCAAAGAUUCACAUUCCAAUUAUUGCAUCAGUAUCGGAGCAUCAACCUACAACGUGGUUCUCGUUCUUCUUCGAUUUACACAUCUUGGUUUGUGCAUUCCCCGUUGGACUCUGGUACUGCAUCAAGAAGAUCAACGACGAGAGGGUGUUUGUGGUGCUCUACGCCAUCAGCGCUGUCUACUUUGCUGGAGUUAUGGUCCGAUUGAUGCUCACGCUAACACCAGUUGUGUGUAUGUUGGCAGGUAUUGCGUUCUCCUGUCUUCUCGAGGUUUUCCUCAAGGAAGACAGUUCACCCAAUAAGGCCGCAGAUGAAACCGAAGACACUUCAGCCGAGAAGAAAAAUAUGUAUGAUAAGGCUGGAAAGUUAAAACACAGACCAAAGCAUGAUUCUGCUCAUGAAGGAGCUGCUGGUAUUGGGGCUAAUCUUAAGAGCGUUGUCAUUCUGGCCAUUCUUAUGCUUCUGAUGAUGUUCGCUGUUCAUUGUACUUGGGUCACUAGCAACGCCUAUUCAAGUCCAUCUAUCGUCCUCGCUUUCCAUAACAGUCAAGAUGGAUCUCGCAACAUUCUCGAUGAUUUCCGUGAGGCUUACUACUGGCUCUCCCAAAACACCGCUGACGACGCUCGCAUCAUGUCCUGGUGGGAUUAUGGUUAUCAGAUAGCGGGAAUGGCAAAUCGAACGACACUUGUGGACAAUAAUACUUGGAAUAAUAGUCACAUAGCUCUGGUUGGCAAAGCAAUGUCUUCAACUGAAGAAAAAUCAUACGAAAUUAUGACCUCAUUGGAUGUUGACUAUGUUUUAGUCAUAUUUGGUGGCGUAAUUGGAUAUUCUGGAGAUGAUAUCAACAAAUUCUUAUGGAUGGUUCGUAUUGCUGAAGGUGAACAUCCCAAGGAUAUCAGAGAAAGUGACUACUUUACCGAUCGUGGAGAGUUCCGUGUUGAUGCUGAAGGUGCUCCAGCCCUUCUUAAUUGUCUAAUGUACAAAUUGAGCUACUACAGAUUUGGAGAAUUGAAAUUGGAUUAUAGAGGCCCAGCUGGUUAUGAUAGAACUCGAAAUGCUGUGAUUGGCAAUAAAGAUUUUGAUCUCACUUAUCUAGAGGAAGCAUACACGUCCGAGCAUUGGUUAGUGCGCAUUUACCGGGUGAAGAAACCACAUGAGUUUAAUCGCCCGGCAAUCAAGACCACCGAUAGAGCUGUUUCCUCAGGCAACUACGUUUCCCGAAAGAAUUCCAAGAGGAGGAAAGGUUAUAUCAAGAACCGACCAGUCGUUGUCAAAGGCAAGCGAACAAGAAAGUAGAGAGAUUUUUGUUUUUCUAAUAAAAGAGUGAGAGACGACAAACUAUCACAAAAACAAAACAUUAAGAGAAGCUCCUUAAAAUAAAAGCAAAAACUUUUACUUCUAAUUAAAUUUAGUUACAAACGCUAUAACUGUAUUUUGUUCCAUCCUUAUUAAACAUAAUUUUCUACUUUAAAAAUGAGAAAAAACUUUCGCACGAUGAAUAGAUCGAUCGGGGGUAAUUUGUAUCUCUUUUUUUCAGCUUGAAAGAGACACAGUUUCCUUGACCAAAUUUAACUUACAGGAAGCAAAGAGUUUUGACUAAUUAAGUCAUAAUUAAUAAUUUAUUUUUUGCUCUUUUUCUGUGAGCACAAUGGUCCCCGAAAUUACUAUUCACGAAUUAUUUAAGAAAACAAAUAAUUAAAUUUAGUAUACUUUUCAUUAAAUUUUUGAAUAGUAACAAUAUGCAAUUGAAUUUGGAUAGUUAGUAAGGUUCUUUUUUUUUUUUGGUUUCGUUUGUCAUUUAAUGUUCAAGUAUAAUUCCGAAAUCUUUAAGGAAAAUUUUAAAUGAAAAAAAAAAAACAAAAAACGUAAUAAUUAAAACACAAAUUGUAACUUAAAAUGUAUUGUUUUUGUUAAAUAGAGAAAAAAAAACAACGGAAACGUAAUAAAGUGAAUCCCUGCACUUUUUUUAAAAACAAA